AUGAGCCUCCCGGUGAAGCUCCAGGCUCUGCCCGCUGCCGCAUAUCAGGAGCUGUUUACCCCCGAGAAUAUGAGAGGAAGACACAGUUUGACUCCGCUGAGUUUCCCUAAAUCCAGAUCAGCUCUGUGGGACGGCAGCUCUGCAGGAGAGAAGCUGCAGCUGCACCUCUGCUCUCACAGGAAGCCUCGGUUGCUGCUGUUGGAGAAAACUCUGCGAUUGGCUCAGCGUCAUGUCCGUCACAGUAACAAGUCCCGCCUCCUCUGCUUCCUGCUGGGAUCAGUGUGUGUGGACAAAGAUGAGGAAGGUGUGACGGUGACUCUGGACCGGUUCGAUCCGGGUCGGAACCAGCCGGGUUCUGGUCUGGUUCCCUCUGCUCUGCUGCCCGGGGACCUUCUGGUUCCCUGCUGGUUCUCCACGGAGAACACUGAUGAUGUCAUCCAAUCAGAGGCUGAGCUCCAUCACUGCUUCCAGGUGUUGCAGCAGUCGGUCAGCAGCAGACAGUCUCUGGAUGUCAGUCAGCUGUUGCAGGUCAGAGGUCGCGUGUGUUUCUCUCAGCAGUCGGACGCUUCCUGUUUGUCUCUCAGCUGGUCUCUCGUCUGUCCGGCCGUCGCCGUGGAAACCGAGCCGGUCCGACCCGUUCCCAUAAUCCCCAGCGCUCUGAUGAGGAGCCUGAGCAGCCGGCCGCCGCUGGGCAACCGCCAGAGAGGGUUCCUGACUAUGGAUCAGAGCAGGAAGUUGCUGCUGCUGCUGGAUUCAGACCCUAAAGCCUCCAACCUGCCGCUGGUCGGACUCUGGCUGAGUGGCGUCACACACGUGAUGAACCCUCAGGUUUGGUCCUCGUGUCUGAAGUUCCUGUUCAGCUCCGCUCUGAGGGACAGAGUGUUUUCAGACGGCGGAUGUUUCCUGCUCGUCGUGUUCGCAGCGACUCACAGAACUCCUCAGUUCUUCCAGUGUCGAGGAGCCAGACCUGGACCUGGACCUGGACCAGGACCAGGACCAGGACCACAGCUGGACUGCCAGCUGCUGACCGCCUCUGAGUGUGUCACUCUGUACCAGGUGGCGCCGGUGGUCGGUCGGACUCUGCAGUGUGAGUUCAGAUCAGACGACGAUGAUGAUGAUGAUGAUGACGAUGACGAUGGUGACCGCAGACAGACGAAGGUGUUCAGAGACGCUCAGAGAUCCUUCAGCAGCGCCCCCCCGCUGCCUGCUGGUCUGUCCGUCACCGACCAGGAUUCAGGAGUCGAGGACGAGGAUUUGUCUCCACGACCGUCUCCGAGUCCUCACCUCCAUCAGCAGACUCGCAGAGUUCAGCCGUCUGUUCCUGAACUUUCUCUGCUGAUUGACAGCAGCUUCACAUCCAAUCAGAACGCCUGGCAGGGUCCUGGCCCCGCCCACUUACCACCUCCUGACAGGAAGUCUGCUCCUCCACCUGGAAACUCCUCCUCCUCCUCCGCUCCCAGACCGGCUCCUCCUCCUCUUCACCUCCACAGCACCCCCAACUCGAACCUGCAGCAGCCCUGCUCCUGCUGCUCCGCUCACAGCUACGACUGCACCUCCAUCUUCUCCUCCCAUCACCUGACUCCUGCUCCUCCUGCUCCCUCACAUCACCUGACUCCUGCUCCUCCUGCUCCCUCCCAUCACCUGACUCCUGCUCCUCCUGCUCCCUCACAUCACCUGACUCCUGCUCCUCCUGCUCCCUCCUAUCACCUGACUCCUGCUCCCUCCCAUCACCUGACUCCUGCUUCUCCUGCUCCCUCACAUCACCUGACUCCUGCUUCCUCACAUCACCUGACUCCUGCUCCUCCUCUCUGGGAGCAGCGAGGAGUCUCUCCCUCUGACGCCUACCAGCUGCUCCUCCAACAGGACGUCCAGCUGCGCCUCCUGCAGGCUCAGGUGCAGAUGCUGCUGGAGGCUCAGGGGAAACUUCAGGUGGACACUCAGACUCCCAGGAGCACCACCAGCGUCGCCGUGGAGACAGAAGAAGAAGAAGAGAACUUCUACAGCACACUGAUGACUCAGCUGAGCAGCCGACUGCAGGAGUCCCACAGCAGACAGGAAGUAGAAGAGGAGUCCAGGAGGAGCAGCCUGUCUGUGCUCUCUGACUCCUCCCAGUCUUCCCAACCCUCCCAACCCUCCCAGAGGAAGCAGCAGAGCCGUGGAGGAGACCCGGUGGUCAGCGCUACUCUGAAGAGGCUGCAGCAGCUCGGAGUCGACAUGGACGAAGAAGAUCUGACAGAAACCGACAGAAGAGCAGAAAGCAGCAGCACUCUGGCGGGUAUCAACCCCGCGGCGGUCCUGUCCCGUCUGAGCGUGUCCGAGCCGUCGCUCAGCGUUCUGUUUCCUGGCGGCAGCGUUGAUCUGAGUCUGGAGGCCAACGCCAUCGCCCUGCGCUACCUCAACCAAUCACAGCUCAGCAGGCUGUCCCUGGACGGCCACGCCCCCCGGCCAGGCCCCGCCUCCUCUGCAGAAUCCAUGCCGUCGCCUAGCAACAUGUCUCUGGCCACCAGGAAGUACAUGAGGAGGUACGGCCUGAUCGAGGAGGAGGAGGAAGAGGAGGAGGAGGAGGAGGAGGAGGCGUCGGCCCGCCAGCCACUGACUGAAACUCUGAACCUGGAGCUCCUCCCACAGAGUCAGCUGAUCCGAGACCUGAAGCUCCUCCCACAGAGUCAGCUGAUCCGAGACCUGCGCCCGAAGAUGCAGCUGCUCGCCGCCGGCGUCAAACCGCACGCCGCCGACAAGGAGAACAGCAGGCGGCCAUCUUUAGUGAGGGCAAGCAGCCGCCAGACUGAAGCUUCUGUGGGAAACAUCCUGGACCUGAGCCGCCUGAGAGAGCUGCCCAAACUCUUCUAACACUGAACCAGUUACACCAGUUACACCAGUAAUACCAGUUACACCAGUAAUACCAGUAAUACCAGUUACACCAGUAAUACCAGUAAUACCAGUUACACCAGUAAUACCAGUUACACCAGUAACACCAGUAACAGCAGUUACACCAGUAAUACCAGUUACACCAGUUACACCAGUAAUACCAGUUACACCAGUUACAGCUGUCCAGUCUCUUCUAACACUAGUUUUAGUUGUACUGGUUUUACUGGUUUUAC
Molecule: messenger RNA, 3101 nt
Organism: Scomber japonicus (chub mackerel)
Lineage: Eukaryota; Metazoa; Chordata; Actinopteri; Scombriformes; Scombridae
Gene: stil
Product: STIL centriolar assembly protein
Exons: 17
Coding region: 1-2850 (949 amino acids)
Biological process (GO): mitotic spindle organization; protein localization to centrosome; centrosome duplication
Cellular component (GO): centriole; centrosome
Source: RefSeq, a predicted model, not a curated record